UUACCAAUUUUCACGAUAAUUCUGCUCUUAUAUAUUAUCAUUAUUUUUGGGAACAUAAUUAUUUUUGUAGUUAUUAUUGGGAAUUCUCAUUUACAUUCCCCCAUGUACAUAUUUUUGAUGAACUUAUCUGUCAUUGACAUUGCCUACACCUCAAAUAUUCUGCCCAACCUGUUAAAGAUACUACUCACUCAGCACAAGGCUAUUUUAUUUGUGGGGUGUAUGUUUCAACUGUAUUUUUUUAUUUCUCUUGCCAGUACUGAGGUCAUAUUACUUGCUGCAAUGGCAUAUGACCGCUAUGUGGCCAUUUGUCGCCCUCUUCAUUAUGUUUCUCUCAUGAGCUUAAAACUCUGUAAAGGUCUUGCAACAUCAGCCUGGGUCAUUGGCCUACUCGAUCCAACCGGACACAUUGCCCUUUUAUCUAAGCUUUCCUUCUGUGCCUCACAUGAUAUUAACCAUUUCUUUUGUGAUCUCUCACCUCUUCUUAAAAUCUCCUGCAGCAACACUGAUGAUGUUGAAAUGAUGAAUUACAUUGUGGGCACACUUCUUACUCUUGUCACUUUCAUACUUACUUUAAUAUCCUAUGUUUUAAUUAUUUCCACAAUAUUAAAGAUACAAUCUUCUCAUGGGAGACAUAAAGCGUUUUCUACCUGUACUUCUCAUCUCACUUGUAUCAGUAUAUUUUAUGGGACCAUCAUAUGUUUAUACAUGAGACCAGCAUCUAGUUAUUAUCCAGAACAAGACAAAUUUUUUGCCCUUUUAUACAUUGUCUUGGUGCCAUUAUUAAAUCCUAUAAUCUAUACUCUAAAAAAUCAUGAGUUUAAAGAUGGUAUAAAAAAAAUGCUGAAAUAA
Messenger RNA from Nanorana parkeri, 849 nucleotides. RefSeq names its product olfactory receptor 1C1-like. Gene Ontology annotation, cellular component: membrane. NCBI's taxonomy places the organism in Eukaryota, Metazoa, Chordata, Amphibia, Anura, Dicroglossidae. The transcript has a single exon. The record is from RefSeq and is a predicted model, not a curated record. Gene Ontology annotation, biological process: G protein-coupled receptor signaling pathway. The coding region runs from base 103 to 849 and encodes 248 amino acids. Gene Ontology annotation, molecular function: G protein-coupled receptor activity; olfactory receptor activity.